UUCAGCUCAGCUCACCUUAAUUCGAAGGACAGGCAGAGGGACCAGGUAGAUCGAGCGAGCGAUCGAUGGCGGCGGGCUACAAAGCGGCGGGCAAGGCGGUCGCCGUCGUCCUUGCCAUGGCCGCGCUCCUCGCCGCCGCGGCGAGGGCGGCGGACGACGACGACGACCAUCCGUGGAAGUGCUUCCGGUCGUGCACGAAGGCUUGCCACCACCACGACGCCGCUGCCGCCAACAAGGAAUGCAACGUCUCCGCGGUCGUCUCCACCGUCUCCGGCGAGUGCAAGGGCGGGUGCCACGACGACGACUGCUUCGAGGACGUGCCGACCAUGGGCUACCCGCAGUGCGUCUACACCGCCUGCCUCUCCUACCCGCGGCAUAGAAGAGAGAAAAGGGCGUGCUUGAAGAAGUGCUGCGAGAAGUGCUUCCGCCACAGCCCGCCUGCGCCUGGUCCCUCUCCCAUCCCGGAGCCGCCAUCUCCGACUCCGCCUAGUCCCACCCCGGAGCCGCCAUCUCCCACUCCGCCUGCGCCUGGUCCCACCCCGGAGCCGCCAUCUCCGCCAAAUUAAGCCGAUAGCCGAAGCCAUCUUGGAUCAUGCAUGGGUGUGGCUUCCGGUCUAUAGGCUCCAGGGUAGCAACUAGCAAAGGCUUGCCAUAUUUGGUGCAACGACGAAAGUUUAUCAUAUAUUCAUAUCUAUUGCCCGGUUUCCCU
Molecule: messenger RNA, 709 nt
Organism: Setaria italica (foxtail millet)
Lineage: Eukaryota; Viridiplantae; Streptophyta; Magnoliopsida; Poales; Poaceae
Product: major pollen allergen Art v 1
Exons: 2
Coding region: 66-566 (166 amino acids)
Source: RefSeq, a predicted model, not a curated record